UCUGUGUCCGUCAAAUUCAGGCAGAACUCACAAGAUGAGGAGCGAGGGAGGACGGGUUAUUCAAAAAUAGGACAAAUAUUACAUCUGCAAAGACCCACUAGUUAAGAGGUGAGAGAUUAAUUCAGUUAACUGAGCACAGGGUUACAGGCACCAUGGUUAUGCUGGACUUCACAACACUGGCGGCGCCCGUGGGCAUUGUGCGGAUAUUCGAGGUGAUCCUGACCUGCAUCUCCUUCAGCCUGGUGGCGUCGCUAGGCCACAACACAGACUCCUUCUGGACGUGGUGCAUGUUCACCUGGUGCUUCUGCUUCUGUGUCACCAUCCUCAUAAUCUUCCUGGAGUUCUUCACCCUCAGCGCAAAGCUGCCCAUCUCCUGGGACGACUUCACCACUGCUUUUGCCAUGUUGGCUACUCUAAUGGUGCUGGCAGCUUCCAUCAUCUACCCCUCGUUCUUCACUUGCCCGACCUGCGGUAAACAAAUUGGCGCCACAGUCACUUCCUGUCUGGCCUUCAUCUUGUACGCCAUCGAGGUCGGGUUGACCCGGGCCAAACCCGGCGAGAUCAGCGGAUUUCUAUCCACGGUGCCGGGCCUCCUCAAGGUUCUUGAGGCCUUUGUGGCCUGCAUCAUCUUCAUCUGCUUGGACUACAACCAGUUCUCCAGGUUUCCUGGACUCCAGUGGUGCGUUGCCGUGUACUCCAUCUGCUUUAUUUUUGCCAUCCUCAUCAUCGUGUUCACCAUCUGCCGCCUCCUGACGCUCUUCCCUGCGCCGUUUGACAAAGUUCUGACAGCCUGCAAUGUGUUAGCGGUGUUGAUGUACAUGACGGCUGUGGUAAUCUGGCCGCUGUACAGCUUCAAGAACAACCCCAGACCCAUUUCCUGCUCCAAAAAUAGAUUGUGUACAUGGAAUAAUUUAGUGGUCAUCUCUUUCAUGACCUGUGUCAACCUCAUUGCUUACAUCGUGGAUACGGUUUAUUCCUUUAGACUUGUGUUCUUCGUCAGAAGAACAUAGAUGGCUGAUAUUCCUCAUUUACAAAUGUUCUCCAUUUUAAUUGUUUACAAACUUCAAUCUCAAACAUAGAAUGUUCAUAGAAACAUAGAAUUUUUGUAUGACAUAUUUAAUUUCACCCUCAGCAGGAGAUAAUGUAACUAAUCUCUUUUCAUCAAAUUAUGAUAAUUAUCUUUACUAAUUAAUCUUCCCAUUUUGCUACAGAAUUGAUACUUUCUCAUUGUGUGUUCUUUUCAACUGAAUCAUUUGAAAUAUGAAUAAAAUAUUUACAGAAGUGUGAGGCAAUUGUUAAAUGGAUGAAUAACCUGUUUAAUAUUUAUUCUGCUCCCUCUCAAAGCAUGUUUGUAUGGGUGUGUGAUGCUUUUCAUGCUCGGACCCACACAGCAGCACAGGUUUCUAUCUCCACUCCCAGUUUCCCAUAAUGGAUAACAAGAGAGUGAAAGGGAGGGAGAGAGACACACCUUCCACUGCAAACUCUCAUUGAAAAAAUGUUCACACAGAGCUGUAACGAUUGACUGUAAAUA
Platichthys flesus (European flounder) is the source of this 1531-nucleotide messenger RNA. RefSeq names its product myeloid-associated differentiation marker homolog. Gene Ontology annotation, cellular component: membrane. NCBI's taxonomy places the organism in Eukaryota, Metazoa, Chordata, Actinopteri, Pleuronectiformes, Pleuronectidae. The record is from RefSeq and is a predicted model, not a curated record. The coding region runs from base 153 to 1010 and encodes 285 amino acids. The transcript is spliced from 2 exons.